AUGCCACGCGCUGCAGCUGCACGCCUGGCGACCUCGCUGUUCCUCGCAGGGUGUUCCUCUUCCCGCACUUCGGGCUUCCGCGUGCAUGCACUCGCCAGCUCGGCGAUCAUCCGGAAGGUAGCAGGAGCAGCAUCAGGAGGGGUAGGGGGGGCACCGCCACUGCUUUUUCCGCGGGGCCCCGGUCCCGGAGGAGCGGGAAACGCGCGGAGCCUUUCAACGGCAAAAAUGAACGCGAACAGGCCUAGCUCGUUGUCAUCGGGAGGCCAUGCGGAGUCAUUUUCGCACGAGGAGGGGGAAGCAGUCCGUCUUCCAGGAGGUAUCACCAGCGUCGACCACACGUUUCGCGUCCCGCUGGAGUGGGGACGGAGGGCGGGAGGAGGAGAGGGUAGUGAUGCCGAUGGCCGUCGUCAACCGCCCGCUGAUAUCGAGGUGUUUGCAAGGGAGCUUGUGCUUACCAAGCACGUGGGCGACAAGGAUCGACCUUUUCUCCUCUUCUUGCAGGGGGGGCCGGGGUUUCCGGCCCCCAGGGUGUCCCGUCCGGAGGGGUGGUGGGGCCGCGCCCUGAAGGAGUUCCGAGUGAUAAUGCUGGACCAGCGGGGGACGGGGCGGAGUAGCCCCGUGACUCACAAAACGCUCGCGGAGAUGGACGGCCCCGAGACGCAGGCGAAAUUUCUGGAAAAUUUCCGCGCGGACUCCAUCGUCGAAGACUGCGAAGCGGUGCGGCGCGAACUAGCCGGGGGGGACGCAAAGUGGACCGUGUUGGGGCAGUCCUUCGGGGGCUUCUGCCUGCUCACGUACCUCUCCAAGCACCCGGGCUCGCUGAGCGCCGGCCUCUUUACCGGGGGACUUCCUCCCGUGGGAAGGACGCCUGACGAGGUGUACCGAGCCACCUACCGCAGGGUGGCCGAGAGAAAUAGUCGUUUCUACAAGCGGUACCCGGGGGACGUCGACAAGGUGAAGACCAUCCUCAGGCACGUGCGCGACCGAGACGUCGAACUCCCCGCCGGAGGUGUCUUGACGCCGGGGAGGUUCCUGCAGCUGGGCUUGGCCCUGGGAGGAGGGGGGGGCUUCGAGAGCCUCCACUACCUGCUGGAAAACGCUUUCGAUGCCAGAGGAGAACUGUCGUUCUCGUUUCUCCGUGAGGUCGAAAACCGACAGUCCUACGAUACUAACCCCAUCUACGCGAUCAUGCACGAGUCCAUCUACCUCUCCGGUGACGGGGUGGAGGGCCCGUCCGGCUGGUCGGCCGAGCGUGUGCUUGCCCAAGACCCCGAGGUGGCUUCGUUGUUCGACUGGGAGGGCGCUCUGGAGGAAGGAAGCGCACGGCCUGCCUACAUGGUCGCGGAGAUGAUCUACCGAUGGAUGUUCGACGGGCCGUACUCGUGCCUGUUCGGGUUGAAAGAUGCGGCGGAACUUCUGGCGAGUAAAGAGGGAUGGCCGGCACUGUACGACCGCAGCGCCCUAGAAAAGUGCGACGUUCCCUGCGCCGCCGCGGUGUACUACGACGACAUCUACGUGGAGCGAGAGUUUUCGGACGAGACCUCCAGGAUCAUGCCGGACUGCAAGAUCUGGGUAACGAACCGCUACCAGCACUCCGGCUUGAGAGAGGACGGAGACAAGGUUCUGGACACCCUGCUGGGCAUGACGAGGGGAGAGAUCGAGCUGCCCUCUUGAGUUGACUAUUAUAAUAGCUGCCCUCUUGCAUCGACUAUUUUUUCUUCAGCGUUGGCAACGAGGACGGAUCGAGCUCCCUGAAUGAAUUACAGCGGUGUGCCCUCAACAACGCCGGAUGAGUAACGCCGGUAUAGCGCCGGUGGAAAUGCUGGGCACGCGCUACUAAACCACCAAGUCACUCUG
This is a messenger RNA of Ectocarpus siliculosus, 1857 nucleotides long. Lineage: Eukaryota; Phaeophyceae; Ectocarpales; Ectocarpaceae. The record is from the annotation of a GenBank genome assembly.